ACUUUGCUUCGAGUCCAGGAAGUGUGACAUGUUAGCCAGCUAGCUAGGAGAGUCACGACUGAUUAAGCCGCUAUCUUGGGAAGUAGGCACAACAAGGGGAUUAAAAUUGAUGAUUUAAUUUAAAAAUGAUCUCCAGAAUUGUUUUCAAAGAUGUCAUCCAUAGGUUUAAGAAUUUUAUGCCACAGAUCAGCCUCACUAGUGGGAUUGUGACUGUGAUCAUCGUAUCCUGCGCAUUAUUUAUCGUGAUCUCACAUUUCAGUUUAGCACAGGAUGUAUUCAGUCUUGGGACUAGUGCUUUUGUCAAUGGGCAUGUACACAAGCUGCUUACAUACUCCUUCCACCACAAGACCAUGAUUCAACUACUCCUCAGUGUAGGGGUUGUGGUGCCCCUAGGCAGUAACAUUGAAAAGAGUUUGGGGACUGUCCACUUUAUCUUCCUAUUUCUACUACUCUCUACCAUCACCGGGGUGUUGUACACUACACUACAACUCAUUGUUUUGGAUACAUCCUUUCAAGACCAGGUGGAAGGGUUGGUCCCUAUUUCUCUAGCCUUACUCAGUGUGACUACAAUGCAAUCCCAUAUGACCAAGGCCUUCCUAUUUGGGGUCAGGGUGCCCACGUUGGCUCUGCCAUGGCUGUUUCUGAUGAUCAUAUCACUACUGGUCCCACACACUGUGUUCCUCUGUAACAUUGUUGCCAUUGCAACAGGGUGGAUCUAUGGCAAAGGCUGGUUCUCUAUGUUGGACAUGUCUGAAGCUAGGGCGUCAAUCCUUGACAAGAAGAUGCCUUUCAGACUGCUGAGGAACAUUGGCGUCCUGUACAUCCCAGCAUCUGUGGAAGAGAAGAAGAAGGUUGUUCAUCCUCGAAUCACCCCAACCCCAGGGUCCUAUCCAGUCCAAGCCUAUGCUCCAGUCUCCACUCUCUCAAGCCUCCAGGCUACAGAGGCCACACCAAAGAUGUAUGAAGGCUGGCCACACUCCUCGUACACUCAAUAUAGUCCUAUUCCACACUCAGCCCCACAUGGACACAGCCACGGAUAUGCCCUGGCAUAUAACUUUGGGUUUAAUAACGGACACAGUCACGAGCAUUGCCACGGGCAUGGCUGCAGUCAUAACCAUAGCCAAGUGCAUGGACAUAGUCACGAACAUGGUUUUGUUGACAGGAAUAGUCACGGUGGCAGGGAUUCCUGUUCUCAACAUUCUCAUGUUAGCCCAAUGAAUAUGCACUCAGGUCAGCCUGUUGGUUAUCUACCUCAUCCAGAUACCUUUUCACUUUUUCCAGAAAGUGAUUUAGCACCAACGUCUGUGAUGAUUGACCCAGUGGCACCUGUGGGCUUUUCGGGCUAGGUAGACUCAGGGCUAAAUUGUAGUUGAUUGAUAUUUCUUAUUUUGAUGCUGUAUGUGGAGGUAAUGAGUGUAGACAAAAUGGGUUUUCAGGCAUUCUAGGUUUAAGGCUAGAAACCCCUCAAAGACUGGAUUUGUAAUGUGUGAUUUUUCUUUGUUUGUACAACUCUCAUAUCAUUAUUUAUAUUAAAUACGCAAGAACUGUU
Osmerus eperlanus (European smelt) is the source of this 1549-nucleotide messenger RNA. It is a transcript of the gene rhbdd2, whose product is annotated as rhomboid domain containing 2. Gene Ontology annotation, cellular component: membrane. Lineage: Eukaryota; Metazoa; Chordata; Actinopteri; Osmeriformes; Osmeridae. The transcript is spliced from 4 exons. The record is from RefSeq and is a predicted model, not a curated record. Gene Ontology annotation, molecular function: serine-type endopeptidase activity. Bases 126 to 1346 code for a protein of 406 amino acids.